Messenger RNA from Drosophila erecta, 694 nucleotides. RefSeq names its product vacuolar protein sorting-associated protein 55 homolog. Gene Ontology annotation, cellular component: endosome. Bases 115 to 495 code for a protein of 126 amino acids. NCBI's taxonomy places the organism in Eukaryota, Metazoa, Arthropoda, Insecta, Diptera, Drosophilidae. Gene Ontology annotation, biological process: late endosome to vacuole transport via multivesicular body sorting pathway. The record is from RefSeq and is a predicted model, not a curated record. The transcript is spliced from 3 exons.
GUUAAAGUAUUUUUUAAUGAUCCAGCUUCGGUCACACUGAUGAACUGGCUCACCUGGAACUACACUUCUGAGUCAUUUUUAGGAGCGACAAAGGAAAAAUCAUAAACAAAUACGAUGGCCACCUUAAAGGGGCUCUUCAUAUGCGCCUUUCUCACAUGCAUUGGACUUACCUUCCUGAUCCUGGCCUGCGCCGUGCCCUCGCCGAAGAUUUUCUAUCCCUUCUUCGUUUUGCUGUUCUACGUGCUGUCAGUUCUCCCGGUCUUCAUUGCCAAGAGGACAACUCCUGGAAAUGAGACCAAUCCGAAAUCGGAGUUUGCGCUCUUCCUUACCGCGGGGAUGGUGCUGAGUGCCUUCGCCCUGCCCAUCGUCCUAGCCCACGCCACGGUGAUUACCUGGACGGCGGGUAUCCUGACGAUAAUAAGUAACCUUAUUAACUACGGCACCAUCUUCGCGUACGCCAUGCGCGAUGACGAGCCAUAUGGCUCCAUGUUCUAAAGGGGAUUUGUAUUCCACAAAACCCUUUAGGCGAGUAACCGGCGCAGGAAUAUCACCGAUGCACUGAGUCCUGGGGUUACGGCCAUUUAUCUGAAAGCGCGCAUGCUGGUCGCUUAUCCGCAGUCAUCAACAAAUCUCAUAUAAUCAAUUGUAUCCAGAUAAACGAAACAAAAUAAAACAGACGUAGUAAACAUUAGCA